AUGCCCAACACACAUCUGAAUCGCAAGCCGACAAAGGGCUUUGCCCGCCGCGGCGGCAAGAGAGCCUUCCAUGGCCAGCGCCCGCAGACCUUUGCGGCCACCUCGCGCGCCGAGGGCACCUCCGCCGACGAGAAGGCCGAGCGCGCCGCCCUCGCCCACAGCAUCGACGAGUUCAUGGGCUUCGCCCGCUACGAGUCCGGCCGCAAGAAGGAGGGCUGGCUCGUCAACGUCCAGCCGACAACCGUCGCCCUCUCGGAGUCGGACGGCGGCCGAGCCGCCCUGGACUGCUACUUCAUCGAGGAGGACGGCCAGACCUUCAAGGCCACCGUCGAAUAUGAGCCCUACUUCCUGAUUGCCGUGCGCAAGGGCAGGGAGAGCGAGGUCGAGGAGUGGGUAAAGAGAGUGCCCGGAGACGGUGUGGUCAAGCACGUGAAAAAGAUCGACAAGGAAGACUUGAGCAUGCCGAACCAUCUGCUGGGAUACAGGCGCACAUUCAUGGAACUCAGGUUUCGGAAUGUGAACGACCUGAUGGCAUGUAGGAGGGAUAUCAUGCCUAUUGCGGAGAAGAACCGCAAGGCCAUGGGCACGGUGGAUGUUUAUGCUGAGGUUGCCGCUGCACAAGCAGGCUUCGACCUCUUUGAUGAUUCACGAGAUGAUGAUAGACGACUGAAUACUUCUUUUGCCGACGCGAGCGACUAUGUUGUCGAUAUCAGGGAAUACGACGUUCCCUACCAUGUAAGAGUAAUGAUUGAUAUGAAUAUAAGAGUCGGAAAGUGGUAUUACGUAGAGGCGAAACACGGAGUCACCACAAUAAUACUCAACGAAGAGCGUCUAGCACCAGCCGACCCGGUGGUUAUGGCCUUCGAUAUCGAGACGACCAAGCUGCCCCUGAAAUUCCCCGACGCUGCCAUAGACCAGAUUAUGAUGAUUUCAUACAUGAUCGACGGCCAGGGGUUUCUCAUCACCAACAGGGAAAUCGUCUCCGAAGACAUCUCGGAUUUCGAGUAUACACCCAGGCCCGAGUACCCGGGACCGUUCAUGAUUUUCAACGAACCCGAUGAAAAGGGCGUCAUCGAACGCUUCUUCCUACACAUCAAAGAAGCUCGCCCAACCGUCAUCGCCACAUACAACGGUGACUUCUUCGAUUGGCCAUUUGUUGAGGCCAGAGCCAGUGUCAACGGUAUCGAUAUGUAUCAAGAGAUUGGCUGGAAGAAGGACAGUGAGGAUAUCUACAAGUGCACGUAUGGAGUGCACAUGGACUGCUUCGCGUGGGUCAACCGAGACUCCUAUCUACCCCAGGGUAGUCGUGGCUUGAAGGCUGUCACUGUCGCCAAGCUUGGCUACGACCCCGAUGAGCUCGACCCAGAACUCAUGACGCCGUACGCUGCCGAGAGGCCACAGACACUGGCCGAGUACUCCGUGUCCGAUGCCGUCGCGACCUACUAUCUGUACAUGAAGUACAUUCACCCCUUCAUCUUCUCGUUAUGUACAAUUUUGCCGCUGGGAGGCGAUGACGUGCUGAGAAAGGGUACUGGUACUCUGUGCGAGAUGCUGCUCAUGGUGCAGGCUUACCAGCAGGAGAUUGUCCUCCCCAACAAGCAUGUCUCACCCAAGGAGUCCUUCUGGGAUGGCCAUCUUCUCGAUGCGGAGACUUACGUCGGUGGGCAUGUCGAAAGUAUUGAGGCUGGCGUGUUCCGGGCUGAUAUUCCUGUCAACUUCGCGGUGGAUCCCACUGCCAUUGACGAACUGAUCAAUGACCUUGACGCAGCUUUGAAGUUCAGCAUUGAGGUCGAAGAGAAGAAGUCCAUCGACGAUGUUGUGAACUACGACGAAGUUAGAGCACAGAUCAUUGACCGCCUGAUGCAAUUGAAGGAAACACCAAAUCGGAUGGAAAGACCUCUUAUCUACCAUUUGGAUGUUGCGUCCAUGUACCCAAAUAUCAUGACGACGAACAGAUUGCAGCCGGAUUCCAUGAUUCAGGAGUCAGACUGCGCAGCUUGCGACUUCAAUCGGCCAGGCAAGACCUGCGACAGGAGGAUGCCUUGGGCAUGGAGAGGUGAAUAUUUGCCUGCCAAGCGCGACGAGUACAACAUGAUUCGACACGCUUUGGAGAACGAGAAGUUUCCGGGGAAAUGGCCCAAGUCCCCGAUGCGAACGUUCCAGGAGUUGCCUGAGGAUGAGCAAGCAGCGCUCAUACGGAAGCGUCUGACUCUGUACAGUCAGAAGAUCUACCACAAGAUUCGAGACCAAACCACUAUCGUCCGAGAGGCGAUCAUCUGCCAACGCGAGAACCCUUUCUACAUCAACACGGUCAGAGAUUUCCGAGACCGACGAUACGAUUACAAAGGCAAGGCCAAAGUUUGGAAGGGCAAGACUGAGAGCUUGAAAUCCUCAGGCGCCGCCCAGGCUGAAGUCGAUGGUGCCAAGAAGAUGAUUGUGCUGUUCGACUCACUGCAGCUCGCUCACAAGGUCAUUCUCAACUCCUUCUAUGGUUAUGUCAUGCGAAAGGGUUCGCGGUGGUACUCCAUGGAAAUGGCUGGUGUGACGUGCUUGACUGGCGCCACCAUCAUUCAACUGGCCAAGGAGCUCGUUGAGCGACUCGGCCGGCCGCUUGAGCUGGAUACUGACGGUAUCUGGUGCAUGUUGCCUGCCACGUUCCCAGAGAACUUCGCCUUCAAGCUCAAGAACGGCAAGAAGCUCGCCAUCUCUUACCCUUGUGUCAUGUUGAACCAUAAAGUCCACGCCAAGUUCACCAACCACCAGUACCAGACUCUCGUGGAUCCGAAGUCGUUCAAGUACGAGACUCACAGCGACAACUCUAUCUUCUUCGAAGUCGACGGUCCGUACAAGGCCAUGGUCUUGCCAACGUCAAAGGAGGAGGACAAAAACUUGAAGAAGCGAUAUGCAGUCUUCAACGACGACGGAAGUUUGGCUGAACUGAAGGGUUUCGAGGUCAAGCGACGUGGUGAGCUUAAGCUCAUUAAGAUCUUCCAACAACAAAUCUUCAAGUUCUUUCUCGAGGGAACUACACUAGCUGAAUGCUACAGUGCUGUCGCCAAGGUCGCGAACAGAUGGCUUGAUGUUCUUGACAGCAAGGGUACCACUCUCGCCGAUGAGGAGUUGAUCGAGCUUAUUUGCGAGAACCGAAGCAUGUCCAAGACUCUGGAGGAGUAUGGCAGUCAAAAAUCGACGUCCAUCACUACUGCCAAACGUCUCGCCGAGUUUUUGGGUGAGCAGAUGGUCAAGGACAAGGGCUUGAACUGCAAGUAUAUCAUCUGCGCAAAGCCACGCGGCGCACCUGUGACUGAGCGAGCCGUGCCGGUUGCGAUCUUCUCCGCCGAACCCGAGAUCAAGCGGAGAUACUUGACAAAGUGGCUCAAGGAGGAGCCUUCCGACACUGACCCCCGUGCUCUCCUUGACUGGGGUUACUACCUUGAGCGUCUUGGCUCGGUCAUCCAGAAGCUUAUUACCAUUCCUGCUGCGCUCCAAAAAGUUCGCAAUCCCGUUCCACGGGUUCCCCAUCCGGACUGGCUUCAACGGCGUAUCAAUAUCAAGGACGACAAGAUGAAGCAGAAGAAGAUGACCGAUAUGUUCACCAAGGGUCCACUGGAGGACAUCACGAACCUCAAUGGCCCGAGGCUCGAUGAUCUUGAGGACUUUGGUGCCAAGCUUCUGAAGCCGAAGAGCACGACCGCCGCCAUCACAGCUUCUCAGUCUGCUCCAACAGCACAGAAGCGCAAAUCGCCCGAGCCUGAGAAGAGUGCAGACCCCUUUGCUGCUCUACCCAAAGAAAUGCCAGAUCCAUCCGAUGACUACCCGGCCUUCCUUGAGUAUCAGAAGCAGAAGUGGAAGAUCCAGAAAGCCGCAAGGAUAAGGAGGCGUCAUCUCUUUGGUGAACGCCGCGGCAACGUUGGCAGCAACAUCCAACAGACCUUCCGCAACCAAGCCGAAGUCACAUUCAGGAGUACAUGGCAGCUCCUACAGCUUAGAACGACAGACAACCCUGGUAUUGUCAUGGCCUACGUUCUGAUUGACGCAAAGAUCCACGCGCUGAAGGUCAAGGUCCCACGAACGGUGUUCUUGAAUCUCAAGGGCAAGGAUCUUCCCGAUAUCGAGGUUGAAGGAUGCGAGGCUGAACAAGUCAACCAUACGCUACCUAAUGGGCACUCGUCGACACAUCUCUUCAAAUUAACGGUUCCCGAGGAUGUGUAUUUCGCUGAAGCUGAGAAAUUCUCUCAACUGUUCAACCACCCUAGCGUUGAGGGCGUAUAUGAAAAACAGGUUCCUCUCAACAUCCGAGCAGUCCUGCAGCUUGGCAACCUGGCUACCAUUGAUGAGAACCAGCCAGGUGUGCUCGGCAAGGGCUUGGAGCAGGGCUUUGACCUGGGCAGUUUGAUGCGACCAUUGAAGCCCAAAGCCUACCUCGACACGAACCCACUAGCAUACCUGUACAUCUCACACAUCACGGCCGGAGAAAGACAGAUCUUUGGUAUCUUCUCAUCUGCUUCGGACCAAGCACAUAUUGUCAUCCUACAGAAGACGAAGGAUGCUAGUGCGGAUCUUCCGAAUGUUGGCAAAAUCUAUAAUGAGCUGCUGACUAAGCGCAUGGUAGACGGCGAUGGCACCAAUUGGCAAGAUUGCUUCAGGUAUCAGAGCUCCCUCGGUUUCAAGGUAACCCAAGUCACGACACGCAGGAAGGCGCACUUGGAGAUCGGGGAUCUCAUCAAGAAACUUCGAAAGGACGAACUGAGGCCCUUGAUGCUUGUCAUCCAAUCCUCGCAGCGGAAUCAACUCGUCCACGAGGUUCCUGUUCUCGCAGACUUCCCCAUCUUGCCGCUCAAAUACGACCAAGCAGACAGUGCUCUCCCUCCACUGGGAUGGCAGUCUGUGGUUGCCCGCCGUCUCGUCACUCACUACCUCAAUUUGGGGUCUUGGGUCCUGCACCUGACAGCUUUGGCAAGAUACGGCGAUAUCCCUCUUUGCAACCUUGAGCGGGACGAUCCUCGCUUCCUCAUCGACAUCGCCUAUGCCCGCAGGCUGCAGACCAACAACGUAGUCCUGUGGUGGUCCCCGGGCCCGCGGCCUGACCAUGCCGGCUACGAACAGGAUGAUAUCACCGGUCCUCUUGACACCGUAUCCAUGCCAUCCGUUAAUAACCCCGGCACAUACGCAUCCGUCUGCAUAGACUUGGACGUUCGAAACCUUGCGAUCAACACAAUCCUCACCUCUUCGUUGAUCAAUGAACUGGAAGGUGCCGAUUCGAUAUCCUUUAACCCAGCAGCUGACUCGUCUGGAGGAGAUGAUUCGGAGACACUGUACUCUGAGAAUGCUUUCGCAAAUGCUGGUGUGCUGGUACUUCGAGAAAUGGUAAAGUCAUGGUGGGCAGAAGCCUGCAAGGGCAGUCCCAUGGCAGACAUCCUGGUGCAACACCUUGUCCGAUGGGUGGAGUCGCCAGACAGCUUCAUGUACGACCGCGCCCUGCACUACUACGUCCAGAUGAUGUCGCGCAAAGCUCUUCUUCAGUUGAUGGCGGAUUUCCGCCGAGUUGGCUCCCAGGUCGUGUUUGCCAAUUCCAACCGGCUGCUGCUUCAAACAACCAAGGCCGAAGUUGGGAACGCAUAUGCCUACAGUCAAUACAUUCUGAAGAGCAUCAAGAGCAAACCUCUGUUCCAUUUUAUUGACCUCGACGUCAAAGAGUACUGGGACUAUCUAGUAUGGUACGAUGAGUUCAACUACGGUGGCAAGGCGUGCCAGGAGGUCGUCGAGGCAGAGACACAAGCACUGGAAGUGGUGAUGAACUGGCAGAUGAAGAUGUUCCUGCCAGUACGCCUCCAGGACACAUUCCAGAACUGGGUCGUGGAGUUCAUCCAGCUCAUGCACGGGCUCAAGAAGGGACCCCUCAGCGCUGAUCCCAAUUCUACUCCUCGAGCCACCCAGCUGCCUAUCACAAACGGAGAGGAUGGGGAGACCGAGAGCAUCAUCCUUACCUCGGCCUUUGAGAAACCCUUGAAGAAGGAGAUCAAGAGCUUACUCGCAACCCAAGCACGCGAGCUGUUGCACGCUGAACUGGCUUCCGACUGGUCGUUUCCAAUCCUUCCCGGCGGCCAGUUGUCCGUGGCCACCAGCGGCUCCGGAAAAUCAAGGAAGCCCUCUGCCAUUUCGAACAAGAACGCUGUCCUUGAGCUCGUCAAGGCACUUAUGCAGGUCCUCUCACUCGACAAGAACAUCACGCUAGAAGCCCGCCUGCUGCGCAAGGAACUGCUGGCCAUGUUUGAAGUCCGCGAGUUCUCCAAGGAAGCCGCCUUCGCCAACCCCUCGGCCUCUCUCAAGGUGCCGCAGUGGAGCUGUCCUGAGUGCACCCUGGCCCGCGACUGGGACAUGUGCCGCGACGAGGCGCUCCUCCCAGACCUCGGGAGUGUCAUGGCAGGGCUCCCCCCGGACGCGAGUCCGGACCAGGUGCAGGCCGAGCUGAAGCGGGCAGCGACCAACAAGCCCUGGAAUUGCGCCUACUGCGAAGCCGAGUUCGACCGGCUGCGCAUCGAAGAGAAGCUGCUUGGCGACGUUGAACGCGCCGUCGUCGAGUGGACCACCCAGGACGUUAAGUGCACGCGCUGCGGCGGCGUCAAGCUCAACGAGUUCGCCGAGCACUGCACGUGCUCGGGCGCCUGGGGCGAGAGCGUCAAGCGGGACGAGGUUGUUAAGCGCCUCACCAUCUGCAGGGGAGUCGCCGAGUGGUUUGGCCUACGCAUGCUGCUCGAGGCGGUCAAUGAUGUCUUGGGGAGUCUGUAG
Neoarthrinium moseri is the source of this 6789-nucleotide messenger RNA. RefSeq lists its product as uncharacterized. The record is from RefSeq and is a predicted model, not a curated record. Gene Ontology annotation, cellular component: nucleus; epsilon DNA polymerase complex. The transcript has 3 exons. Gene Ontology annotation, biological process: base-excision repair, gap-filling; nucleotide-excision repair, DNA gap filling; DNA replication proofreading. Gene Ontology annotation, molecular function: zinc ion binding; DNA binding; DNA-directed DNA polymerase activity. The coding region runs from base 1 to 6789 and encodes 2262 amino acids. NCBI's taxonomy places the organism in Eukaryota, Fungi, Ascomycota, Sordariomycetes, Amphisphaeriales, Apiosporaceae.